Molecule: messenger RNA, 7120 nt
Organism: Condylura cristata (star-nosed mole)
Lineage: Eukaryota; Metazoa; Chordata; Mammalia; Eulipotyphla; Talpidae
Gene: IGSF3
Product: immunoglobulin superfamily, member 3
Exons: 11
Coding region: 689-4462 (1257 amino acids)
Source: RefSeq, a predicted model, not a curated record
AGGCCCCCGGCCGGCCCGGGGUGGCGCCCGCGUGCGCCCCUGAUCCACCGGGUCGUGUUUGUUUCAGGGGUCCGCUGGCAUCGGGGGACCAGUUCGGGGCUGCGGACGCCAACUUGCCUCGUGUGCUCUGGGCGGGACUGGGCCAGGUGGCUGCUCCGUGACCUGCCAUCAUGGAUGGAGAAGGACUUUUUGGUGGAGAAACCCAAGCCGCGGACGCCGGUCGGGGCCGCUGGGCUGUGGAAGGUGGUGACAAAACCGGCCCCGUUUCCUUCCGGGAAUCUGAAUGAGGGAGAUUACAGACACCUUCACGGCGAAGCCAAGGACAUUUCUGUAUAAUCAGUGGAUGAAAGGAUUUUCUCAGACUGCUUUUUCCCUUUUCCUGGAGGAUUAUCCACCGCGCUCUACAAUUCCAGUGGAAACCGCCAGACACACGAUGUGGCCGAAGCCCAGAGCUCCUUCGGAAUUGAUCUGGACCCUUCCUUUAGCAUAGGGGAGUUGAACACAUGAGCCCCCCCACUCUGGCCACCCCUCCCCCACCCCCUGGUAACCUCCCGUUAACCUAUUCUCAUUUUCUGAGUUAAAGUCUAUUUUCAAACUGUGCUCCGGGGCUGUAAGUGGAUUUCCAGAAAUGAGAGAUUAAGCGCUGGGAGAAGAGGAAGCCGCUGUUGUGUCUCCUGUCGCUGCCGACAUGAAGUGCUUUCUCCCGGUGCUGAGCUGUCUGGCUGCGCUGGGUGCGGUGUCCGCGCAGCGCCAGGUGGCCGUCCAGGAGGGGCCCCUGUACCGCACGGAGGGCUCCCACAUCACCAUCUGGUGCAACGUGAGCGGCUUCCAGGGCCCCGCCGAGCAGAACUUCCAGUGGUCCAUCUACCUGCCGUCCGCCCCGGAGCGCGAGGUGCAGAUCGUGAGCACCAUGGAUUCUGCCUUCCCUUACGCCAUCUACACACAGCGCGUGCGUGGAGGCAAGAUCUACGUGGAGAGAGUGCAGGGCCACUCGGUGCUGUUGCACGUCACCGACCUGCAGGCCCGCGACGCCGGCGAGUAUGAGUGCCACACGCCCAACACCGACGAGCGCUACUUUGGGAGUUACAGCGCCAAGACGAACCUAGUGGUGAUCCCUGACUCCCUGCAGGCCACCGCCGUGCCCCAGACUCUGCACAAGGUGGAGCAGGACCCGCUGGCGCUCACCUGCGAGGUGGCCGCGGACACCGUCCAGCACAGCCACCUGUCUGUGGCCUGGCUCAGGCAGAAGGGCAGCGAGGAGCCGGUGGAGGUCAUCUCCCUGAGCCGCGACUUCGUGCUCCGCUCCAGCAGCGAAUACGCCCAGCGGCAGAGCCUGGGGGAGGUGCGGCUGGACAAGCUGGGCGCCACCGUCUUCCGCCUCACCCUCUUCCACCUGCAGCCCUCCGACCAGGGCGAGUUCUACUGCGAGGCUGCCGAGUGGAUCCAGGACCCGGACGGCUCGUGGUACGCCAUGACCCGGAAGCGCUCCGAGGGCACCGUGGUCAGCGUCCAGCCCACCGACAAGGAGUUCACCGUCCGGCUGGAAACGGAGAAGCGGCUGUACACGGUGGGGGAGCCGGCCGAGUUCAGGUGCAUCCUGGAGGCUCAGAAUGUCCCUGACCGCUACUUUGCCGUCUCCUGGGCCUUCAACAGCUCGCUCAUUGCCAGCAUGGGGCCCAAUGCCGUGCCGGUGCUCAACAGCGAGUUCGCCCACCGGGAGGCCCGGGGCCAGCUGAAAGUGGCCAAAGAGAGCGACGGCGUCUUCGUGCUGAAGAUCUACCACCUCCGCCAGGAAGACAGCGGGAAGUACAACUGCCGGGUGACGGAGCGGGAGAAGACCGUCACCGGGGAGUUCCUGGACAAGGAGAGCAAGCGCCCCAAGAACAUCCCCAUCACCGUCCUCCCCAUCACAGAUAACUGGGUAGUUAAAGUCCCCCCGCCUCACCAGAUCCUGCCCCAAGGCCACUUGGAGAGCAGCCUGUCCGUGGAGGUGGCCAGCAAUGCCAGCGUCGUCCUGGAGGGCGAGAACCUGCACUUCUCCUGCAGCGUCCGCACGGCGGGCCGGCCGCAGGGCCGCUUCUCCGUCAUCUGGCAGCUGCUGGACAGGCAGAACCGCCGCAGCAACAUCAUGUGGCUGGACCGGGACGGCACGGUGCAGGCAGGCGCGGCCUACUGGGAGCGCAGCAGCUUCGGGGGCGUGCAGAUGGAGCAGGUGCGGCCCAGCUCCUUCAGCCUGGGCCUCUUCAACAGCAGGAAGGAGGACGAGGGCCAGUACGAGUGCCACGUGGCCGAGUGGGUGCGCGCCGUGGACGGCGAGUGGCAGAUUGUGGGGGAGCGCCGGGCCAGCACCCCCGUCUCCAUCACGGCUCUCGAAACGGGCUUUGCGGUCACGGCCAUCUCCCGGACGCCGGGGGUGACCUACAGCGACUCCUUCGACCUGCAGUGCAUCCUCAAGCCUCACUACCCAUCCCGGGUCCCCGUGUCCGUGACGUGGCGCUUCCAGCCGGUGGGCACCACCGAGUUCCACGACCUGGUGACGUUCACCCGGGACGGAGGGGUCCAGUGGGGGGACAAGUCCUCCAGCUUCCGAACACGGACGGCCAUCGAGAAGGCGGAGUCCAGCAACAACGUCCGCCUGAGCAUCAGCCGAGCCAGCGACACGGAGGCGGGCAAGUACCAGUGCCUGGCCGGGCUGUGGCGCAGGAACUACGACAGCAGCUGGGAGCGGCUGGCCGAGCGCACCUCCAACCUGCUGGAGAUCAGGGUGCUGCAGCCAGUGACAAAGCUGCAGGUGAGCAAAUCCAAGCGGACCCUCACCCUGGUGGAGAACAGGCCCAUCCAGCUGAACUGCUCGGUCAAGUCCCAGACCAGCCAGAACUCCCACUUCGCCGUGCUCUGGUACGUGCACAAGCCCUCGGACGCCGACGGCAAGCUCAUCCUCAAGACCACCCACAACUCCGCCUUCGAGUUCGGCACGUACGCCGAGGAGGAGGGCCUGCGGGCCCGGCUGCAGUUCGAGAGGCACGUGUCCGGGGGCCUGUUCAGCCUCACGGUGCAGAGAGCCGAGGUCAGCGACAGCGGCAGCUACUACUGCCACGUGGAGGAGUGGCUGCUGAGCCCCAACUACGCCUGGUACAAGCUGGCAGAGGAGGUUUCGGGGCGCACGGAGGUCACGGUGAAGCAGCCAGACAGCCGCCUGAAGCUCAGCCAGGCCCAGGGGAACCUGUCCGUCCUGGAGACCCAGCAGGUGCAGCUGGAGUGCGUGGUGCUGAACCGCACGAGCGCGGCCUCCCAGCUGCUGGUGGAGUGGUUCGUGUGGAAGCCCAACCACCCCGAGCGGGAGACGCUGGCCCGCCUGGGCCGGGACGCCACCUUCCACUACGGCGAGCAGGCGGCCAAGAACAACCUGCAGGGCCGGCUGCACGUGGAGAGCCCCUCGGCGGGGGUGUUCCGGCUCUUCGUGCAGAACGUGGCCCUGCAGGACAGCGGCACCUACAGCUGCCGCGUGGAGGAGUGGCUGCCCAGCCCCAGCGGCGUGUGGUACAGGCGGGCCGAGGACACCGCGGGGCCGACGGCCGUGGCCGUCACGCGACCAGACGCGGCCCUGCAGGUGGACACGGUGGUCCCCAACGCCACGGUGUCCGAGAAGGCCGCCUUCCAGCUGGACUGCAGCAUCGUGUCUCGCUCGAGCCAGGACUCCCGCUUCGCUGUGGCCUGGUACUCCCUGAGGACUAAAGUCAGUGGGAAAAAGGGCAGCCCUGGCCUGGAGGACCCGGACGGCCCGGAGGACGAGGGGGCGGCGGAGGAGGGGCAGGAGGAGGACCCCACGGAGCGCACGGCGCUGCUGAGCGUGGGCCCCGACGCCGUCUUCGGCCCGGAGGGGACCCACUGGGAGGGCAGACUCCGCUUCCAGAGGCUGUCGCCGCUGCUCUACCGGCUCACGGUGCUGCAGGCCAGCCCCCAGGACACCGGCAACUACUCCUGCCGCGUGGAGGAGUGGCUGCCCAGCCCCCAGAGGGAGUGGUACCGGCUGACGGAGGAGGAGUCCGCUCCCAUCGGCGUCCGCGGAGUUGCAACAGGUGCUGUUGUGCAAAAGGAAUCUGAGGGUAGCAGGGCGGGGGUGGGGGGGCCCCACCAAGUCGCUGCGGGGUGGCCGGCGAGCCUGCGGGAGCGCGGGCGGGUGCUCAGCCCCUGUCUUGUCUCUGCCCCAGGCUCCACCCUGCAGUCCAUCAUCUGCUCCAACGACGCUCUCUUCUACUUCGUCUUCUUCUACCCCUUCCCCAUCUUCGGCAUCCUCAUCAUCACCAUCCUGCUGGUGCGCUUCAAGAGCCGCAACUCCAGCAAGAACUCCGACGGCAAGAACGGGGUGCCCCUGCUAUGGAUCAAGGAGCCCCACCUCAACUACUCGCCCACCUGCCUGGAGCCGCCCGUGCUCAGCAUCCACCCCGGGGCCAUAGACUAGGGCCGGGCGGAGCCGGCCUGGCAGGCCGAGAGUCUCCUUUGCCGCCUCCUGCUCCGUGGUGUGGCAGCACCCCCCUGGGGCGCUCGGAGGGUGGCGGCCCCGAGGCGGAUUCCCGGGUCCCAGAGGCAGCCUGCUGGGGCGAUCUCGGGGCUGUUUCCCAGGAGACGCUGUCAUCUGCAGAAUUAGGUUUUCGGUUUUGUUUGUGGUGUUGUAGUGAGUAGCUCCAGGUGCCGCGUCUACUCACUGCUCUCGAGUGUCCUCAGGUCGGUGUGACGGGGGCCCCUAUUCUUUGUCAUGGACUUUUUCCAUCCCCUCGGUUUUCCCUUUUUGGAUUCCGCCAUGUUGAGGAAGAACUGACGGCAAAAGGAAGGACGAACUCGGUGACGCGAAGGGCUGUCUCCCGAGCCGCUUUGUUGUUACACUUGAAAAUGCCACCGUGGAUCAAAAUACAUGCAAACAUUUUUUACUUUCUUAGCAAGACUUGGAAAUCGCGGGCAGCGUGGGCCCGUUUUGUAUCUUAUCUUUCCCCUCAGCUGGAGUUGUUGGAACCACUUCUCAGUCAGAAAUGAAGAGCGGAAUGCCGCUUCCGAGAGCUGUGUGUGUCCAAGAGAAAGCCUGCACCCCCUUCCCUCCGAGUAGGUGGUGCCCAGCCAGCCCGUCUGUCAGGCGGCCCAGAAGAGGCAGCAUCUCAGCUUUGCCAAAAAAAAGAAAAAAGAAGAAAACUUUCUUGGAGAACAAGUCCAAACCACAGGCAGCACCCGCUUUCCCGGCGGCAGCGGGCAGAGAGCCGCCUGCAGCAGCGAGGGCUCCCAGCGAGCCCGAGCCAGUCCCCAGCGCCGGGAGCUGGCGGCCUCUGCGCACACAGCCCCCCAGGGCUCUAAGCCGUGGGCAUCUAUUUUAAGGUGCUUUUGCAAACUCUGAAGGUUAAGGGGCCACGGGCUGCAAGGGGGACUUCCCGGAGCUGACCACGGGGCCCACGCAGCCACCGUGCAGGCAAACGGCCCUGGAUGCCCUGAAGGCGGCCCGGGCUGGCCGACAUCUGUGGCAGCCGGUUGGGGUCGUCUCCAGCGCCUGGUGAUGCGGGGGAGGGGAAUAGCCACGUCCCGGGACGUAUGAAAAGUGGGUUUUUCUUCUUCCAGUUUGUUCCCUUAAAGACGCCGACGUCUGUUUUAGUCCCCCUCCCCCCACCCCCACCACACUGCCGUGGGACAGGAGCCUGGGAUGUGGGGGCGGCCUGGGCCCUUCCGGCUUCCCCCCUCUCCGAGGAAACCAGCACACGCCUGCAUUUCACACCUUUCCCUCUCUUGCAUCUCGCUGGGGACAUGAGUGCCCAUUGUUAGGGUUUUUUAAGAUUUUGACCCCAUUUACAGCCCGGCAAGGCAAGGGUCGGCGUCCCCUCUUAUCUUACACGAGUUUGCCCCCACGGAGAUAGGAGAUGUCGGCUUCCCCUGUUUUGCUGGUGAAGAGUGCCAUCACCCUUCCUCUGGGAACGUGCAUCUGGAAUCCCCAGGGAAACAACCACCGGGGAUUCUGGAACUUAAUGGACGGCGAGAUGGCAGCGAAACCUGGUUCUGAGACUGAACGGCCUGGGGUGGGGGCUGUGGGGUCCCCAGACCGAGCGCUCUGCCGGGCCCUGGGGGGUCCGCAGGUGCUGGGGGCACAGUGGGGGCUUUUUGGCACCUGCCAGGAAGCAGUCGCGGGCCACUGCAGGAAACCUGCCUCCUUUCCCUCCCAGGUAGCCAGGAUGCUCUUUACAGACAGCUCAGCUCAGCCUGCACCCCCCCCUCCCCGCCCCGGCCUCCACGCUCAUCCCCAUUGAUGAUGCUACAUCGACACUUUCGAGGUGCAGAAUCAGCUCAGUGGUGCGGACGGAGGCACUCUUCUCCCCACUUGGGGUGGAGAUCUCCUCCCGACUUCGAAACUGAGUCAGUGAGGGAAGAUGACCAACUUUUCCUUUGACUGGAAAGGUGCCAGAGGCUGCCUGGGACUGGAGUGUGACAGGCUUGAGUUUACAUUGGUUCACAGCUGUAGAAAAGUAGGUGCUGCAGGUAAUUGAAUACGUGAAGCAGUUGCAGGAAAUUUGAAAGAAAAAAAGAAACCGGAGCCAGUAUUUUAAUAAUUUUCUUUCUUCCCGUGCAUUUUCUAUUGGCCUGGGGGAUCCCUUCCAAAGGUGAGCUUUUCCAAGCUUUCUAUGAAGAUCCCCAGGCCCUGCUUGCUUUGGCCAUUUCUAUGGAAAUGUGGUGUCUGAGGAGCGGUGAUGGCGCCCUCCAGCGGCCGCGAGGCCUCACUGCACGUGGCUUGGCUCGAAAGGUCUGGGACCCAGAGAAACUCUGCGCCUCUCGCCACGGGUCUGCGUCCAGCUGAUGCAUUUAUGAAAAGCCACACUGUGCGAGGCCCAUUCCAGGACACGGAGAUGACCACACCCUCUUUCACCAGGGGGUUUCUGUAACAGAUUUUCAUAUUCUUUUCCAACAAUGGUUUCUCUGCGUUGUUAAAGGCAAAAAAAAGGCGGGGUAAGAAAACUAUCCAUGCAUGAUGUAGAGAGCUGUUGAUUUGUUUUUGUUUGAUUUUUUUUUUUAAGGAACACUAUUUGUAAGAUGUUGCACUAAAAUGUUUUAUAUACAUUUCAGAGACCUGUAGUAAAUUAUGUUGAAAAUA